AAACAAUGACAUCAAACGCUACGUACGUAUUCAUGGACUUAGGGACAGUCAACGAUCCCAAAAAUAAAAAUAUAAAAUAUAUAACGGAAUUAAGCAUGGCAGCGGUCAGAAGAGACAACCUCAUAGAUUCUGGAGAAUUUUACGAGUUUUUGGACGAAGAUGACGAAUUUAAUGGACAUCAAAACACGCCUCCUGUUCCAAGAGUCCAACUCAAACUUACGCUCUGCUUCAACCCAGGCCUAGAAGAGCUACUCAAUGGAGGUUUCUCAAUAACUGAAUUGAAACCAGAAAAAUCUUUUGACGAAUGUUUCGAGUUAAUAGACAACUUUCUUGGCAUUUUAACGGAGCCUGUGUAUUUAGUCGCUCAUAAUGGGUUCGACUUUGAUUUUCCGAUAUUAAAAAGACAUCUAAAGGGCAAGAAAUUUUCAAAAGAUGUUAUGUGUGCUGAUACUUUUUAUGGCUUCUAUGACAUAUUAGAAAAACAAUCAGGAGGUAUUGAUGCGGGCAUAGAAAAUACCACAGUCCAACUUGCUAAUUCAAAUUUAGAUGAUUCGCCAGAAGGAAGUAAAAAACGCUUGGAAAACCUAAGACAGGCGAAUGCUGAUAGAGUAAAGAAAAAUAACGGAUUUCCAUGGGGUAAAAAGAAAAAUAGACCUGCAAAAAGCUACAAAUUGACCGACAUAUACGAAAGAGUGCUGAAAUGUAAGCCUGAAGACGCACACAAAGGGGAUAUCGACUGUCAACUGAUGAUACGCAUUGCUGUGAAAUUGUCUAAGGAGUUUGUGGAGUGGGUGGGGAAGAAUCAUUCGUCAUUUGGGGAUCAUGUGGAACCUGUUUCGGAGGAAAAAUAAAUUUUGGAAAAGGUUAAGGCGACUGCAAACGUUGGAACUUGAGUAAGCCACAAGGCAUAUCUAGUUAUCUUUUUGUCUGAGACUAAGAGACUACCUAAAGCUCUAAUCAAAGGGUUCAACGGCAAAACUGCUAAGGAGCUUCUAAGGCUCAAAAGAUAUAAAACCUGCGCAGUGACUAGAAUAUUGACUGGACACUGUAAGUUGAACAAACACAUGUUCCGAAUUGGGAAGAAACAGGAUGCGACAUGCAGGUUCUGCCAGGAAUCAGAGGAGACUGCAAUGCACAUUCUCUGUUCCUGUGGACCACUAAUGUCAAAAAGAACCACUUAGGGCGGCACAUACUGCAACCCUAUGAGGUACAGAACAUUACGGCCCAAAGAAUCUGGAAUUUUCUGGACUCAACGGGCAUUAGUAACGAACUUUAAAGGGCCGUCACAAUAGAUCACUGCUUGGUCGACGUGACACUCACAGGCCCACAA
Cydia strobilella is the source of this 1330-nucleotide messenger RNA. RefSeq names its product three prime repair exonuclease 2-like. Lineage: Eukaryota; Metazoa; Arthropoda; Insecta; Lepidoptera; Tortricidae. Bases 6 to 851 code for a protein of 281 amino acids. Gene Ontology annotation, molecular function: 3'-5'-DNA exonuclease activity; nucleic acid binding. Gene Ontology annotation, biological process: DNA catabolic process. The record is from RefSeq and is a predicted model, not a curated record. Gene Ontology annotation, cellular component: cytoplasm. The transcript has a single exon.